Lottia gigantea (owl limpet) is the source of this 1914-nucleotide messenger RNA. RefSeq lists its product as hypothetical. The coding region runs from base 1 to 1914 and encodes 637 amino acids. Gene Ontology annotation, cellular component: membrane. The transcript has a single exon. NCBI's taxonomy places the organism in Eukaryota, Metazoa, Mollusca, Gastropoda, Lottiidae. The record is from RefSeq and is a predicted model, not a curated record. Gene Ontology annotation, molecular function: glutamate-gated receptor activity.
AUGACAUACUCUGCUUCAAUGGAGGAUAAAUAUUCAGAAAUAUUGGGAAAAACUUUACUGUAUAUUUUAAAAGCUGUUGAAGUCGAUGAUAUUUCCAUCUUCUACGAGAAAAAUAGCGAGGACUUACUACAGUUGGUUCUUAAAGAUUUGGAACAUACAACCAAGUUAACGCUUUUUAGUGCCCUACUAAUUAAGUCGUCGCAUGCCGUAGAAAGUACUCUGCCCAGUUCACCACAAGGACCAAGUCAAUCAAUGAUGGUCGAUGAGCACGUUCUCAGUGUUCCAUGUUCUCCCAACACAUCUGAUCUCAACAUCUCAGCACCGGAUACUGAUAUUAAUCGCAAUAGCAAUGUUACUGAGUGUGUUUGGAAUGAUUCGAUUCACAACAGACAAAAACCAACUAUUGCUGUCCUUUUAUACAACAUUGAUUUCAUCCAAGAUGUAUUGAAUAAUAUCAAAUGUUUAAUAGAAACACGAGAUAUAAUAUUCCCUGUUCAAUCGCGAUGGGUGUUUGUGUCUAACAUCAAAACACUCCCUUUACAAAUUCUACAAGAUAAAACUGUCAAUAAAUUAACUAAUGUUGUAUUCUUAGGUACUGCUCUGAACUCUGAAAAGAAACUACUUCCGGUAGUACUCUCAAAACAAGGCUCUCGUUUUACAAUAGUAUCGACUAAUUCAAUGUCUGUACUUACUAUAUUUCCCAAUUUACAAUACAAACUGAACGGACUACGUUUAAGAGUUGUUGUUUCAUCUACUCGGUUUAUAUAUCAAGAAGGAAAUUCGGCAAGGAAACUUUUGGAAGCAAUAAGUAGCUAUCUGAAUUUCACAUACAUCUAUGUUCUUGCAGAAGAUGGUACAUUUGGACUUAAAGUAAAUGAUACAUGGACGGGUGUGGUAGGUCAUGUAGCUCGUAAAGAAGUAGAUAUGUCUUGUCAACCAUUACUUGUUACAACAGAGCGACUAGAAGUUGUAGAUUUUGUGAUGCCAGCAAUAGCUACUAUAGAUACAGGUUUGAUUUACAAAUAUAACUCGAUCAACUAUGUAACUUCUCCGUGGAUGAUAUUUUGGAUACCUUUAUCUGACCAAAUCUACUUGUUCGUGUUUAUUUCCUAUGUUAUUAUAGCUAGUGCUAUCUGCUAUUUAAAUUUUGCGGAACAAAAUUCUCAUGAAAAGGGACAUCAACUUAUAAUGAACACGUUUUUGUUAACCUUUGGUUGUUUGUUUCAAAAAAGUACCAUUUUUUCUUACCAAAGAUCUUCGGUAAGAAUAAUCUUUGCAUCUUGGUGGAUAUUUUGUGUAAUUUUGGGAGCUACCUAUACUACCGGACUUACACGAGCUUUGAUUCCUAAAAAUGCCAAGGUUUUUACAUCUGUAGCCGGUCUAUUAGAGCUUUCAGAAUGGAAAUACGGUGCGCUCGGUAACUCAGCCCAUAUUGAGCUGCUCAAGACUUCAGAGGAUGUCAAUUUGAAGAUGUUGUGGGAAGCUAUAAAAGAAGUCAAUAAAUCUGAUCCAAGUGUUUUGUCUGAUACAUACGAUAGUCAUAUUGCCAAAUUAAAUGCAGGAAAUUAUGCGUUCCUUGCAGGACUAAGUAAAGGCAGGAUGCGUGUCUUAGGGCAAGAAGAUAACUGUUCUGUGAACAUAUUCAAACUCGACAAUGCUGCUUAUGAAUCACUUGCUAUUCCUAAAGGAUCCCUGUUGAAAUACGAACUUGAAAAGGCUGUUAUAGCCUUAAAUGAAGCGGGGCUUCUUCCGCUUCUUAUUGACGCAGCAUCGACGAUAAAAGAAUGCCCACAAGUCCCCGGUGAAGUACAACCUUUGCAGUUUGAUAAUAUGAAAGGUUCAUUUGUAGUGAUAGGUAUUGGGCUAACAGUUUCUAGUUUAGUGUUGAUUAUAGAGAAAUUAGUUAAGAGAUAG